Messenger RNA from Cylicocyclus nassatus, 318 nucleotides. Lineage: Eukaryota; Metazoa; Nematoda; Chromadorea; Rhabditida; Strongylidae. The record is from the annotation of a GenBank genome assembly.
AUGGAUAGCAAGAUCGAUCGCGAAACGCUCGCCGCACUAGUGGAGUCGGAACCGUGCUUAUGGUAUCUAGGUCACGAUCAUUUCCACAGAAGGGACAAAAAAGAUGAAGCUUGGGAGAAAAUUGUCGAGAAGGCGAGACGCAAAGGAAUUAUUUGCGAUGGUGAAGUGCGUUCAUCAAAUAUUGAAGAAAUGGGAGAAAAUUCGGAUUAUCAUCAAGACGAAAACGAACCUCCGCCACCAAACUGGGAAGGGACGAGAGUGAUUUUUCUGAAAGCAGUAGCGUUGGAAAAACCUAUGAGCCGAAAGCAUCUACUCUAG